Pseudocercospora fijiensis CIRAD86 is the source of this 1227-nucleotide messenger RNA. RefSeq lists its product as uncharacterized. Bases 1 to 1227 code for a protein of 408 amino acids. The record is from RefSeq and is a predicted model, not a curated record. The transcript has 12 exons. NCBI's taxonomy places the organism in Eukaryota, Fungi, Ascomycota, Dothideomycetes, Mycosphaerellales, Mycosphaerellaceae.
AUGUCACAUGCACGAACACCCUUUGUUACUGGUCUGAUGCUGGAAUCGAUCCUCCUAGCUCAGCGCCCUUCGUUGAUUAGCUCGCAAAGCUCAGCGUACUUCGACGAAGAGAGUCGAAAACAGCCUGAGCAUAGGGCGUACCACCAAGGCUUCCAUGACAAGUUGGAGGAGAAUUAUACCACCAAUAUACUCUUCCUUCUCCUCAUGAAGACACCGUCGUACCCUGUUGUGAAUCAGUCAGCUGAUCUUUGCCAAGACGCCACACAAUGGCUAUUCUAUACGUAUCACCCUGCAGAGUUUGAGAAGAAACCUAAUGCCUACGGUUGGUUGUCGUUUCAUACCUCACAACAUGAGCUGUUCCCUUUUCGUGCUAUCUUCGGAAAGCCCAGUGUGCUUGUCGAUGGACUCUCGAUCUUACAUAUUUCCAGCUUUCAGCCACGUCGUCAUCACCAAAUGCUUGGAAAUGGAUCUUGCGGCGUUGCUAAGCAUGGAAACGAAGCCACUCAGCAGUGGUUCAAAGUUGUGGUCCAUCAACGUACAGUAGGGUUGCACAUGAGACCUCGUCAGCAGUCCGAUCGUAAAGCCAACGACGAUCAUCUUCUCGGGCACGCCGGCUUCACAGUCCGGGAAGGUCCGCAUGAGAAUGGCAGUCUGGUCCGGAGCACGGUAGAUGCGGCGAAGAAUAGAUUGUACGACAAUUUUGACAGCCAUCGGUACCUGCAUAGGCUGCAUACAGAGAUCCAAAAUGACACUGCCCUACGCGCCAUGGCUCCACAUCCAACUCCUCCAGAUUUCCUGGUCGUUAUCACAUGUCAGCCGCAUUGGCGCCUAGACAGUAUGCAGGGCGUGACAUGGAUGAAUGUGAGACGAGAUAGCCAUCUGCUGGGCAAGAGAUCCCAAGAUGAUCGAGCUUCAGCCCAUGAUGACCAACAUUCGGGCACCGUUCUGACAGAGGUCGGAGAAUUCCCAUCGGAAAGCGUUCGCCAGGACGCUAUCGACCUCGUCUUGGCACCGGCUCCAGCACAGCGACGGUCUUGGCGUGACAAGAAAAGGCUGGUCGAGCACGGGGUAUGCGAGGCUAGGACAAUCUUGCAGGCCUCCUCUGGGCACAACUUUUUUUGUGGUUCAAACACCACGCCAUUGCACCUCCGCGACAUUGGGCAGCUCGUUGAUCAAUCAGGAACCAACCCCCGUGGCACACUUGGCCCCGUCAUAGACCAGCCCUAG